CCCACCUUCCACCCACCAUCAUCGCGCCUGCCCUGCAGUUGCAGUCUAUGUACUACUACUCUACUACUCUACUACUCUACAGUGUCUGCACACUCUAACCUACCCGAUUUUCUCCUCUUUUCCCUUUCCCACUUUGCACUUGCACUUACCCUACACUCACUCACCCUACACUUCCUUUUUACUCUCUUUAAUUCCCUCAUCUUUCUUCCUCUCUCUCUUCCUUUCAAGACUUCCUCCUCCUCAACAUCAUCAUCCUUCCUUCACUCUUCACUCUCUCCACCACCACCACCACCACCACCUACCGGAUUGCUGUCGUGUCUUCGUCGUAGCACUCUUUUUUCAAGAGCAGCUGCAUCGUUGUCGACUUCCACCUUUCGGACUUUCUCUACCUUUCCGCCCGUUCAAGACCUGCCUGCAUUAUUAUUCAAGCACGCACGCACGCACGCACUCGUCUUACACACUCCCCGUCGUGCCGCCGUCGCCACACCCUUCGGACAAGCCCUUCUCCUCCUCCCACAUUUCCCUUCUCCUUCUAAGACGACCUUCUUCAGUCUUCGCCAUGUCC
Messenger RNA from Aaosphaeria arxii CBS 175.79, 565 nucleotides. RefSeq lists its product as uncharacterized. The record is from RefSeq and is a predicted model, not a curated record. NCBI's taxonomy places the organism in Eukaryota, Fungi, Ascomycota, Dothideomycetes, Pleosporales. The annotation marks the transcript as partial. The transcript is spliced from 2 exons.